This is a messenger RNA of Pseudonaja textilis, 4830 nucleotides long. NCBI's taxonomy places the organism in Eukaryota, Metazoa, Chordata, Lepidosauria, Squamata, Elapidae. The record is from RefSeq and is a predicted model, not a curated record.
AUUAAUAUGAAUCUUGUAGACAAAAAGAUGCCAAGAAGAGCACCCUGGACUCCAGAGGGGCUUGAAUCAAAGCCCCACUAGUUAGAAAUUAGAAAUAUUUUUUAACCUCCUGAAGAAUCCAAGAUCAUCAGUGUUGGAAAAAAAACCCAGUCUGUCUAUUGUGGGGAAAAACAGAUUGCCGAUCACAGCUCAUUAUGCAUGAGGGGAUCCACACCGCAAAAAAUACGCAAAAAUGCUUAGAAUGUGGCAAACGCUUUACUCAGAACAACUUCCUGAUGGCAGCACCCACACUGAAGAGAAAUUCUACCAGUGCUCCCACUGUGACAAAAGGUUUAGCACACGCACAAACCUGGUCAGACAUAAGAAAACUCACACUGGGGAGAAACCUUUUGAUUGUCCUGAUUGUGGGAAAAGUUUCACUCAGAAUUCUGACCUGGUGAUACACCAGAGGACACACACAGGAGAGAAACCGUAUGUGUGUCUAGAGUGUGGGAAACGUUUCAGUAAAAAUUUCAAUCUGAUGAUACACCAGAGGAUUCAUACAGGAGAUAAACCAUAUGAGUGUCUGUUUUGUGGGAAAAAGUUCAGUCAGAAUGCCAACCUGGUAAUACACCAGAGGACUCAUACAGGAGAGAAACCAUAUGAGUGUCUGUAUUGUGGGAAAAGUUUCAGUCAGAAUGCCAAUCUUAUGAUGCACCAAAGGACUCACACAGGAGAGAAACCAUAUGAGUGUCCAGAUUGUGGGAAAAGUUUCCAGCAGAAUUCCAAGCUGGUGAUACACCAAAGGACACAUACUGGUGAGAAACCAUAUGAAUGUCUGGAUUGUGGGAAAAGUUUCAAGGAAAAUUCCACCCUACUUUUACACCAGAGAACUCACUCGAGAGAAAAACCAUAUGAGUGUCCAGAUUGUGGAAAAGCUUUUAGUAGAAAUUCUAACCUGCUCUUACAUCAAAAGGCUCAUACAGGAGAUAAACCAUAUGAGUGUCCAGAUUGUGGGAAAGGUUUCAAUUGGAAUUCAGAUCUCGUGAUACACCAGAGGAUUCACACGGGAGAAAAACCGUAUGAGUGCCUGGAUUGUGGGAAAAGUUUCAGUCGGAAUUCCCACCUGGUGGAACACCAGAGAACUCACACAGGCGAAAAACCAUAUCAAUGUCCUGAUUGUGGGAAAAGUUUCUAUCGUAAUUCUAACCUUGUGGUACACCAGAGAACUCACACUGGGAACAAACCAUAUCAGUGUCUGGAUUGUGGUAAGACUUUCCAUUGGAAUUCCGCUCUAGUGAUACACCAGAGAACUCACACAGGAGAAAAACCGUAUGAGUGUCUGGAGUGUGGGAAAAGUUUCAUUCGGAAUUCCGAUUUGGUGAUGCACUGGAGGACUCACACUGGAGAGAAACCGUAUGAGUGUCCAGAUUGUGGGAAAGAUUUUAGUGCUCAGUCUAGCCUCAUAAACCAUGUAAGGAUACACACAGGGGAGAAACCAUUUAAAUGCCCAGAUUGUGGACAGUGUUUCUCACAAAAUUCCUCCUUUAUCACCCAUAAGAAAUUCCACGUAGUGGAAAACCUCCACAGAUGUGCCUAUUGUGGGGAAAGUGUAGCUUGCAAAUCAGAGCUGAUUAUGCAUCAGAGGACCCACACUGGUGAAAAACCGUACAAAUGCUCUGAAUGUAGCAAAGUCUUUCAUUACAGAUCCCAACUUCUUGAGCAUAAAAGAACCCAUACUGGAGAAAAGCCCUACCAAUGCCCAGAGUGUGACAAAAAGUUUAGUAAGCAUGCCACCCUGGUGAUACACAAGAGGACACACACCGGAGAAAAACCAUUUGAGUGUCCAGAGUGUGGGAAAAGUUUCAGUCAGAAUUCCAACCUGGUGAUACACCAGAGGACUCACACAGGAGAGAAACCGUAUGUGUGUCAGGAUUGUGGGAAACAUUUCCGUCAGAAUUCCAACCUGGUGAUACACCAAAGGACUCACACAGGAGAGAAACCGUAUGUGUGUCAGGAUUGUGAGAAAAGUUUCAUUCGAACUUCUGACCUGGUGAUACACCAGAAGAUUCAUACAGGAGAGAAAUUGUGUGUGUGCCCACAUUGUGGGAAAAAAUUCAUUCGGAAUUCUGACCUAGUAAUACACCAGAAGACUCACACUGGAGAGAAACCAUAUAAGUGUCCAGAUUGUGGGAAAAGCUUUAGUCAGCAUUCUCACCUAGUGAUACACCAGAGGACUCACACAGGACAUAAACCAUAUGAGUGUCUGGAUUGUGGAAAAACUUUCAGACGGAAUUCUGACCUGGCGAUACAUGAGAGGAUUCACACUGGGGAGAAACCGUAUGAGUGUCCGGAUUGUGGGAAAAAUUUUACUCGAAAUUCUGACUUGGUGAUUCACCAGAGGACUCACACAGGAGAGAAACCAUAUGAAUGUGUAUAUUGUGAGAAAAGUUUCAGUCAGAACUCUUACCUGGUAAUACACCAGAGGAUUCACACAGGAGAGAAACCAUAUGAAUGUCCAUAUUGUGACAAAAGUUUCAGUCGGAAUUCCAAUCUGAUGAUACAUCGGAGAACUCACACGGGAGAGAAACCAUAUGAUUGUCCAGAGUGUGGGAAAAGCUUCAAUACUAGAUCAAAUCUCACCAGCCACAUGAAGUAUCACACAGGAGAGAAACCUUAUGAGUGUCCAGACUGUAGAAAAAAAUUUAGUUGGAAAUCUGACUUGCUAAUUCAUCAGAGGAUUCACACAGGGGACAAACCAUAUGAGUGCCCGGAUUGUGGGAAAGGUUUCAAUACUAGAUCUAGCCUUAUAAAUCAUGUAGGGCCUCACAUUGGGGAGAAACCCUUUGAAUGUCCUGAUUGUGGAAAAAGUUUCACUCGGAAUUCCCACCUGGUGAUACACCAGAAGACUCACACUGGAGAGAAACCAUAUGAGUGUCCUGAUUGUGGGAAAACUUAUACUUGGAAGUCUAAUCUGAUGAAGCAUCAGAGGAUUCACACAGGAGAGAAAUCAUAUAAAUGUCUGGAUUGUGAGAAAUGUUUCAAUUGGAAUUCCGACUUGGUGAUACAUCAGAGGAUUCACACAGGAGAAAAACCAUAUGAGUGUCAGGAUUGUGGGAAAAGUUUCAGCAGAAAUUCCCACUUGGUGGAACACCAGAGAAUUCACACAGGCGAGAAACCAUAUAAGUGUCCUGAUUGUGGGAAAGGUUUCUCUUGGAAUUCUAACCUGGUGGUACACCAGAGAACUCACACAGGUAAGAAACCAUAUCAAUGUCUGGAUUGUGGUAAAAGUUUCAAUUGGAAUUCCGCCCUGAUGAUACACCAGAGGACUCACACAGGAGAAAAACCAUACGAGUGUCUGGAGUGUGGGAAAAGUUUCAUUCGGAAUUCCGAUUUAGUUAUACACCAGAUGACUCACUCGGGAGAGAAACCAUAUGAGUGUCCAGAUUGUGGGAAGAGUUUCAGUAAAAAUUUCAAUCUGGUGGUACGCCAGAGCACUCACACAGGAGAAAAACCAUAUGAGUGUCCGGAGUGUGGGAAGCGUUUCAGUCAGAAUUCCAACCUGGUGAUACACCAGAGAAUUCACACGGGAGAGAAACCCUAUGAGUGUCCAGAUUGUGGGAAGAGUUUCAAGCAGAAUGCCAACCUUCUAAUGCAUCAGAAGACUCACACAGGAGAGAAACCAUAUGAAUGUCCUGAAUGUGGAAAAAGUUUCAGUAGGAAUUUCAAUCUGGUGAUCCACCAGAGAAUUCAUACCGGAGAGAAACCAUAUAUGUGUCCUGUUUGCGGGAAAGGUUUCUGUCGGAAUUAUCACCUGGUGGUACACCAGAGAACUCAUACAGGCAACAAACCAUAUCAGUGUCUGGAUUGUGGUAAAAGUUUCCAUUGGAAUUCUGCCCUGGUGAUACACCAGAGAACUCAUACCGGAGAAAAACCAUAUGAGUGUCUGGAGUGUGGGAAAAAAUUUGUUCAGAAUUCCAAACUGGUGAUACAUGAGAGAACUCACACAGGAGAGAGACCGUAUGAAUGUCCAGAUUGUGGGAAAGAUUUCAAUAGUAGGUCUAGCCUUAUAAAUCAUGUAAGAUUACACAUAGGGGAGAAACCAUUUUAACGCUUAGCUUGCUGUGUUUCACACAAAAUUCCUCUUUUAUCGUACAGAAGAUAUUCCAUGAAGUGUUAUUCAGUGUCUUUAGUAGAAUCUUAAAUAUCAUUUUUAAUCUCUCAUUGCAAGCUUAGCUGAGAAAUUAGCUAUUUUAAUUUCUCAGCUGAUUCUUUUUAUCAAAUAUCUUUAUUAUUAAACAUGAAGGAAGAGAUCUGUGUUGGGAAGUCCAAGUCCUUUCUGAGCUUCCUUUCUCUGGCCCAGUGCAGUUGUUCCCUCCUACACAGGGAAGACAGGUGAAAUCCUAUGGUUGGCUGGCGAAAGAAACCUGCCCAGCAAUGAAAUUCCCUUUUGCACAUAGAGGGGAACCGCCUGCCGUCUUUUGGCAGGCAGCUGUUUCACUCUGUUUGCUUGAUCACCUACAUUGUCUUAUUAGUGAUCGUGACUUGGAGGGGGCAGGAUUCCAUUUCUGGGAGAGGCAAUCAUAUGAGUAUCUUGUUUUAGGAGCAAUAUUUCUGCCCCCAUUGUUGUCAUAAGUCGACGAUCACCUGUAUUCUAUGCACUAAAGUGGAAAGUCUCAACUUUAACCGUAAUGGAGGAAUGGUGGUUGAAGAGGAUGGAACUUGUUGAGAUGAAUCAUCGACUUCCUCGAUCAGAGAAAAGACAUUUUCUACACUCCUUGCUAAUUGAAAGCCCUUUAGAGGCUUGUGUGGAAAAAAUAAAAGUUAUGACUUACAGUUUUGGUUAUUAAA